UUGCAGUAGCAUCAAAAAGACACAAACCAACUCACAAUGAUGAAAAUUAUCGUCCUCGUCUCUGCGCUGGUCGCCAUUGUUGCCGCCAAGCCAUCACUAGUCAGCGCCCCAAUCAUCGCCGCUCCAGCACCUGUAGUGACUGCGACCAGUUCUCAAUACUACCACCGCAUCAACAACGGUUUAGCGGCAUACUACGCCGCUCCGGCUGCAUACGUCGCUGCGUCUCCUUAUGUAGCUGCAGCUUCUCCUUAUGUAGCUGCAGCUUCUCCUUAUGUAGCCGCCGCUUCUCCUUACGUCGCUGCCCCAGCGGUUAUAUUAUUAUCGAUAACAUGCGGUAUAGUAAAAAGCUCUGGAUUUCAUCCGGUUGCUCCAGCUGGUGGAGCGCCGGUAGUUACAGCUGCAAGUUCACAAUAUUUUGAAAGAACAUUUAAUCGCCUUUUCGCAGCACCAUUACAACCCUUUAUUCCUGUAGCACCAGCGCCAGCUAUUCCAGUAGCACCAGCGCCACAGCCUAUUAUACCAGUUCUACCUCUCCCUCCUGCUCGACCGGUUAUUGUAGAUGCGUCCAGAAACACACCUUCGAUUAAUCCAACUAAUCCACCACCAUCACAAAGUGCUCCUUUGGAUCCAAAUGUGGCUAUCGCUGUUGCAACUGCUCAUGCUGCAGCUCCCGUUGCAACUAUUCUUCUGCCACCUUAUCCAUUUGGAUUACCACCCUCAUUCGGAUUUAUACCACAAUCACCACAAGCUCCGACACAGCCGUCAGACAAUUCUAAAAUCAACAGAGAGUCAACGACAACAAGAACAACUUCAACCCAAGUAACAACAACCGAAAGAGAGAAAGAAGCUACAACACCGGUACCAUCAAAUAUAGACAAUAGUUUUGCGCAGGCUUUACCUUCGAACCAGAAUGUGAAUUUCAAACAAUAUUUGGCACCAGCACCUGCGUCGAGACCGUUAACGAAUCUGAGACCUCAAAAGGUCAAAACCAAUGUAGAAGUGGUGCCUGUGCCACUAGCGUAUAUUGCUCCACCACCGCUUGAUCUACAUCACCAUCAUCACCACCAACAUCACCACCAUCACCAUCAAAAUCAAGCGCUUAAAGUCGUUCCGCAUAUUCAUACAUUCAUACCAAAGACAAGAAUAAUAAUCAGACCUGUCACGUCGCCUUUACGAGUAAGAACAGUUACAAUUCCGACAGGAUUUGCUACGUAUGGACCACCAAAGUUGGUUAAAAAAGUGGUGAAAAGGUACCCUCAAAAUAUAAGAUCACGAUCACGAGAUACUGAACCUACUACAUUUCGUCCUCUGAAUGUGCCUCUUACUAAACCACCCAGGAAUAUAAUUAUUAUAGUUUGUUAUAGUUUAGUAAUAUCUACCGUUGCCAAGCCUAGCCUGGCUCCAGCUGCUCUAGUGGCUCCAGCUCCUCUGGUUGCUGCGCCUGCACCUAUCGUCACCGCCUCUAGUUCUCAAUAUAUCUCAAGAAAUUACAAUGGGUUUGCUGCUCCAUUAGUCGCCUCUGCCCCUGUGGUUGCUUCUCCAUACGCAUAUGCUGCUCCAUACUACGCACCCGCAGCCAGAAUUGUAGCUCCUGCAGCGCCUUAUGUAGCAGCUGCAUCACCAUACUACGCAGCUUCUGCGCCUUUGAUUGCCCUUAAUCGUCACGCAUCCAAAAAUAUGUCUUUCCUCAGAUUAGUCGUUUCCGCUAUUGCUGUUAUAGCUACCUGUGAAGCUAGCGGUCUUGGACACUUCAUACCGGCGAUAAAAUCAAUACCAAUAGUGCGUUAUGCUCCAUUUUAUAGUUUCCCACAUGGAGUUCGCUCAAUACAUGCAGUUGCUCCAGUAGUCCGAGCCAUUGCUCCAGCAGUUCCUGCACCAAUUUUACCAGCUCCAGCACCUAUACUUCCUGCACCAGCUCCUUUAUAUCCAGCAACAGCUCAUGCAUUCCCUGCACCUACACCCGUAUUCCGAGCUCCAGCUCCUGUAUUCCCAGCUCCUGCACCGAUUUUUAGAGCGCCAUUAUAUCCUGCUCCUGUACCAGCACCAGUAUUGGCACCUGCGCCAGCAGUUGCUCCGGCCCCUAUUUAUCCCGCAUACCCUAGAUUUGCUCCUGUUCCCGCUUUACCAGCAGCUCCAAUAUAUCCCAGAGUUUUACCAGCGUUUCCAUCAGUACCUUUCUCACCUAUUGUGAGGCCCGUAGCUCCAACGGUAUUACAGGCACCAGCUCCAAUUUUCGCUCAAGCGCCAUUAGCUUUUACAAAAGCUUAUCCAGUUCCCGCACACUUACACCCAGCUCCAUUAGAAAAACAUCUGGCAUGGAAAUGA
Molecule: messenger RNA, 2325 nt
Organism: Nymphalis io (European peacock)
Lineage: Eukaryota; Metazoa; Arthropoda; Insecta; Lepidoptera; Nymphalidae
Product: helicase SRCAP-like
Exons: 7
Coding region: 37-2325 (762 amino acids)
Source: RefSeq, a predicted model, not a curated record